UAAUAAUAUCUCAACGUUAUGAAUCAAGCACUGAUGUUGUUUUUGGUUUUUUUGCAUGUCACGGUGAGUUCUAUAGGAACCACGUUGAAUUAUUUCUUGGACGACAAGAUAAACAGAGCGGAGGUUCUUUUCCCGGGAGUAGGUUGCUUCUUGAUCGCUGUCUUCCUUGGCGCUGCUGUUCACUAUUCUAAUGCAACUGAUGUCAAAGCUAAACUAGAGUCUUUACCUAGCGAGUAUAAAGCUGGGAUACACAGGGAAGGGUAAGAAGAUGCUAAAGUAGUUCCGAAGUAUUGUAUUCUAAUAGGGCUGUAGGAUGUUACAAGAGUAACAUGUUAACUUAAAGAUUUAAAAAUUUCACAGGGAUUUCUAUUCUUCCAUUAAAAAAGGUGAGGACAACCCUGAAAAAGGUAAACCCUAUUAUAUAUUUUAUAAGAUUGAGAAACUUUGUGAUGAUCUUAUGAUCUAUUCUUAGGUUUGUCCUUACCCUUAACAGAGGAAACUGAUCUCGAGUCUCAUGAGCAACCAGUAGAAAAAGCGAAAGCGGGGACGGCAGGAUUCUUUGUAGAGCUAGAGAACAAAAGAGCAAUCAAGGUUCAGUCACAUUGACCAAAGAGAAAAAAAAAAAACUCGAAACCUUGAACUCAAAGUUCGAAACUUGUUAUGCAAGAUUGCAUAACAAAAGGAGAGUAUAUUCUUGGUUGGUGUUAAGAAAAAAACUUCUCAUUGGCAGGUCUUUGGAAAGAGCACAAUGAUCUGACUCUUUUUAACGCUCUUCGCUGGAACCUGCCUCUCUUUGUUCUCUCCUGCAUUCAACUUGGCAACAAACGGUCAAUGGAGCACAUUGCCAAAAGGCGUGCCUAAGCUUGUUGUCUACACGGCCUUCUUCUACUUCUCCAUCGCGGGUUUUCUCAUCGCUCUGAUUCUAAACCUCAUCUUUCUUUACCGGCCUAUGGCAGGCUUAGCGAGAUCAUCGCUUAAGAAAUAUGUAAAAGACUCUAAAGGUAGAAGUUGGGCUGUUUUUGCUGGCUUCUUGUGUGGGUUUGGUAAUGGUUUGCAGUUUAUGGGAGGUCAAGCUGCUGGAUACGCGGCUGCAGACUCUGUCCAAGCACUACCUCUUGUGAGCACAUUUUGGGGUAUAAUUUUGUUUGGAGAGUAUUGGAGAUCGUCCAGAAGAACUUAUGUACUUCUCGUUAGCAUGUUGCUCAUGUUUGUGGCGGCAGUGGCCAUUCUCAUGGCGUCUUCUGGUCGCCGUGGUCACCGGAAAUGAUGACAUUUUCUUAUAUAGUUUUACUAUACGUUUGAGGGCUCGUUGUGAAUAUCAAUAAUCGAAUGUUGCGUUUAUUUUUAUUUUCUAAUCAAGUUGGAAAAUAUUUGGUAU
Brassica napus (rape) is the source of this 1378-nucleotide messenger RNA. Its product is annotated as ureide permease 4-like. NCBI's taxonomy places the organism in Eukaryota, Viridiplantae, Streptophyta, Magnoliopsida, Brassicales, Brassicaceae. Gene Ontology annotation, molecular function: uracil:monoatomic cation symporter activity; allantoin:proton symporter activity. The transcript has 2 exons. Gene Ontology annotation, cellular component: membrane. Gene Ontology annotation, biological process: nitrogen compound transport. Bases 950 to 1267 code for a protein of 105 amino acids. The record is from RefSeq and is a predicted model, not a curated record.